Molecule: messenger RNA, 6881 nt
Organism: Dromaius novaehollandiae (emu)
Lineage: Eukaryota; Metazoa; Chordata; Aves; Casuariiformes; Dromaiidae
Gene: CERS4
Product: ceramide synthase 4
Exons: 14
Coding region: 3844-5073 (409 amino acids)
Biological process (GO): ceramide biosynthetic process
Cellular component (GO): membrane
Molecular function (GO): sphingosine N-acyltransferase activity; DNA binding
Source: RefSeq, a predicted model, not a curated record
GGCAGGGCUGGGCGGCCAGGCCUCGGGCGGCGCCCGGGGGUCCUCCCGGCCGCGCGGGGAGCGGCGCCCCGGCCGGCCCCGCCCCGCGGCCGCCGCCUCCUCACCCCGCUCGGCGGCGCGGCGCGGGUCUCCGCGGUAACCGGGGCAGCGGGCAGCGGGCGCGGGACGGGGCGCGGGAGAGGCCGGAGGCGGGAUUUCCCUCCGGUGAGCUGCUCACUGAUGCAGAGGGAGAACAGAUAAGUGUCUUUGUUUUUUCCUGCCCAAAAUGCUUGGACUAUGCUCUUCAAAGCUCUGGAGAGGAUUUCUCAGUAGAUGAGCAUAUUUGAAUAGGACAGGCCUUCGAAGGGCAUGGGGAUUUUAGGCCCAAGUCUAGGACUGCAGCUGCUAGAGUCCUUGGAUCAGGUCAGAAAUUUCACUUUAGUUUUGAAGAGCAAAUAUAUGGUCAUUGUGACUAGGGAAAUCGCCUUAACGAUGUGAGUGUUGCUGAAGGACAGAUUCUUGCUAAGUCUGCAAAAGUCACAGUAAAAAAGAGAUUUUGUUGACCCAACUCCUCAUGCCAGUCCCAGCAGAGAUAAGAUUUAUGGGAAGAGUUCAGAGGACCUGUCUCUCACGCAGUUAGGUACACCUUGCUGGAUGGUAGGUGCCAUGUGGCCUCUUUUGUUGACUGUGCCAAUCUGGAGGAAGAGAAAAAUCCUUUGUGCAGUUCUGUCAUAAAAGGAGGAAUUUUUAUGCUUCUGGUGUAGCACAGCCAGAUAUUAUGAAAUCAGUACAGAAAGAAAGGGCUAUAUUGAACUGUCUUUGGGGUGAAGAAGGUCAGAAUAGACAAUAAUAGUGGUACUUUUUGAGAAACUGUUCUGCCUUCCUAUUGGUAACUAUGAGUUGAGGUCCUUCAGUAUUUCACUCUUAAUCCUUUGCAUGGAAGAAUGAUGGAUUUCAGAAAAGAUUUUCUUGCUGGCAAUGAAAAGUGUUUCUAGAGAAAAGGAUGGCAAAGCUGGCCAUGAGGCUGAAAGCUAGCCGUGACGCUUAAAGAAUAUGUUUGUAACUUUGAGCUAAAAAAAAGAAAGUUGUGUGGUAGUCAAAACUCAGGUGUCAUGAGGCCAAAAAAUUCAGGUUAGGUCAAAGUUGCAAGAAACCAAAACAAAUGCUGGAUCGUGAAUUUGACUGCUGCAAUCAUUUGAAGCCAGACUGGACUAUAAGUUUAGAGGAAGCGGGACUGUUAGGGACUGGUUGUAUGGUACGGGCUAGAGGCACUGUUUUGUUUUGUCCUUGAGUGACAGUUGAGUAAGAUUGAUGUUAGAUAUCAGAGCAUGAGGUGAAUGUUUCCAGGAUAAAAGAUGAUGCUUUAUAUAAAUUUAGGCAUCUGAAUUUGCUAGCAAGAUUCAAAAAUGUUCCCUUAUUUGUCUCCACCUGUGACACAAAGGUAAAAUUCCAUCGUUUUGCAAGUUUAAUGUGAAGUUUUAUUGGUUAAGUUUUGCAAAAGUCAGAUGGAAGAUGUCUGAGAAUACAAACAUGGUGAAUUCAGUCCUCUAAAGGAGCCAGUCUCAAUUUGAGCAACCAGGGACUGCUGAAAGAUUCAGAAAUGUGCUGGUGAUUCAUCUGUCAACAAACUCACGUUUAGGAAGAUAUUUAGGAGACUUACAGAGACGUACAAACACAGAGGAGCUUUUUCCCCAUUUCUGUUCAUAAAAAGGGGAAAAGCUUUUAUAUUGUUAACCCAAGGCUGUAUGCUGGAAGAUAAUGGACCCUGUGAGGUGCUUGUGCUUCAGGUCAACAAAAAAGCUGGCAAAAUAGAACAGGGCAUCUGACAUUAAGCCAAAAUUUCUUUUUUUUCUAUCUAUGCCUAGAAUCAGUGCUAUUGAGUGAGAAAUACAUGUUCUGGAUUAUUAGCUAUUACAGAUUGUUGAAAUUCAUAUAAAAUAUGAAUUUUCUUAAUGUAAUUCCCUUCUCAUGUGUUAGAAUUAUACUAAGGAGGUAUAACUGAGAGAAGAGGUUUCUCAGUUUGAUAGCUGCUUCCAGGCAGGAAGAAAAGCAAUGAAAAAUAAAUAUUGCUUUGUCCUUCCGUUUUUUUCCACCUGACUAUAAAAGAAAUCUGCAGAAACUGAGUUUAUUUCUACAGUCUGUCACACAGCCUAAUUCAGGUGGACGCAGCUCCUCUGUUCGUAAGUGGCAAAGUUUGGAUUCCUGCUGCAAACUCCAUGGUCUGUGCUUGAGGAGCUAGUGCUGUGUUUCAGCUCUAAUCAAAAUAAAAGUGUCACUUCUGGAUUGGUGCCUUUUUCCCUUGUUCUUAGAGAGUUGCUCAGGAGGCUCUGAUCCAGCAAGAACCGGAGAUGAAGGGAAAUACUUGGAGAUGAUUAAGCUGUCUACUCUUAGCUCCCAGGUCUACUUGAGGACACCGACCUGUCUGAAAUCUGAAGCCUUAAGGCUGCGUGGCUGACUUGUGCAGACGUCAUCAAAGAUUUAAAAUUUUAGGUUUCUAAUGUUGACUUUUCUAGCAGAAAUAGGUCCAGAGAAAGUUUCUGUUUAACACCACUCCAUCCCUUCUCCACAUGAGGAAAUUCCUUUUUUUUACCUCUUCAUACAGGCACCAGCUUGAUGGAGGGCGCUUUUAUUAUUGUUUGGAAGGUUAUUUGUGGUUUUCUGACAUCCUGUUGAAUGGAGAAUUUCAAUGAUACCUGGUCUGAAGGAGAGAAAGAGUUUGAAGAGUCAAUAUAAUGACAAUAGCCUAUUUUUUAUAGACCUAGUGGAGUCCAGUAAGCACAAAAAUCAUUUUAUCAGUCACUCCUGCUAUUGAGAAUUUUUAUGAAGGAUAACUGAUGCCCAAUCCUUGAUUACAUUCUUGAGCCCAAGAAGAAUUUGUAGCAAAAAAGCAUCAGGAAAAUCUAACUGCCUUCUGCCCCUUGAGAUAUAUACAGUGCUAUUACAGCUUGAGCUGUUUUUUGCUGUUGGUCCAUGGUAUCACAGACUUGGGAGCACUCAUUAUAUGUCAAGAAAGAACUGGAAAUAAACUCCUGCCUGUGGCAGGACAGUUGACAGCUCUUAAUGCCGUACAGAUGGGAAACUCAGCUGUACGAGUACAUUCCGUGCACAUUGACAGAUGCCUUUAAGAAAGAUUAAAGGGCAUUUUACUGGUUGAUUUUAGACAAAUUCCUCUUCUUUUCUGAAAUAUGUACAACAGAGAGCAAUACUCCACAGGCUAGGAAAGGAACUGAAAGGUUUUGUAGAGCUUUCAUUUUUACGUUCUCUGCUUCUAGGAAGCAGCAUAUAUGGGCUUGAUACAAAAAAAUCAAACUGCAGAAUAGUUAUUCCUGCUUGUGAGUAAAGAUUGUGAUAACUGAUUGUUUAGCCAGUACCACUGCAAGUGGUAAGCCUGUAACCAUCUAGUCAUGCUUCUGAGUUUUGCUUCACUUUCUUCCAAAGUCGUUAUAACAAGGGGACUUCUCAUGCUGGAGAGUGCUGCAUGAGCUAAUACAGAAGAGUUUCUUUUGUGACCAAUGCCUACAGCAGAUUGAGUGAUUUAACAUCCGUUCUUUAGCAGCUGAGUUGCUAUGUCUCUGUGUUAUAAUGAUUUGUCAAGACUUCGGAAGUGAUUUAAAACCAAAAAUCUCUCAGGGAAUCUUAAGAUCUUAAUUGAUAUCUAUUUUUUCUGUGAGAGAGUAAAACAUAGCGAGAAGGUAAUCGUACACAUUUUUUUCUGGUCAGAGAUGAGUGAGGGAAAGUUUUACAUGCUUGUUACUCACCCCUAAGAGAAAUACAAGAGAAAUACAGGUAUAGGGGGCUCAAUGUGAUGUUAUGCUGAGGAUCCCUGCAGGUUCCUUCUGCAGAGGUCAAUAGGGACUUCAUGACAUGAAUCUGGAUAUUUUCAGCUUUGGAACAGCCUGGAUGGCACACUCACUGAAUGAAUGGCUAUGGCAGCAUGAAUACUGGCUCCCCCCAGGAAUCACCUGGGAGGACAUGAAAGAGUCUGAAGAUACCCAUUACCCACAGCCUCAUGAUCUCCUGCUCAGCAUCCCUUUCGCCUUAAUCUUGGUUGUCAUUCGGUGUUUCUUUGAAAGAACCAUAGCCCUGCCCCUCAGUGGCAAACUGGGUGUGAGGGACAAGCUGAGACCAAAAGCUCAGCCCAACCCCGUGCUGGAAACAUUCUACGGUAUGCACCGCAAGAACCCAAAAGAGGGUGAGCUGAUCAAUUUAGCCAAACAGUGUGACCUGCCAGUCAGAAAAGUGGAGAGGUGGUUUCGGCGCCGGAGGAACAUAGACCGACCAAAUCUGUCAAAAAAAUUCUGUGAGGCCUGCUGGAGGUUUACAUUUUACAUCAUUUCUUUCUUCACUGGACUUGCUAUCCUGUAUGAUAAGCCUUGGCUUUGGGACCAUAGAGAGUGCUGGACAGGAUAUCCACAACAGCCUCUCCAACCCUCCCUGUUCUGGUACUACUUGCUGGAGCUCUCCUUCUACUGCUCACUUGUCUUCACCCUGCCCUUUGAUGUGAAGAGGAAGGACUUCAAGGAGCAGGUAGUCCAUCACGCUGCAACCAUCUUCCUGAUCAGUUUCUCGUACUGUGCCAAUUACAUCCGCAUUGGGACACUGGUGAUGGUGAUUCAUGAUGCUUCUGAUUGCUUCCUAGAGCCAACUAAGAUACUCAAUUAUAUGAAGUGGAAAAAAAGUUGUAACUGCCUCUUUAUGAUCUUCUCAGCUGUUUUCCUCAUCAGCCGCCUGGUCAUUUUCCCCUACACAGUGCUCUAUAACACCUACUAUUACUCCAUGGAAAUAUUCCAGCCGUUCUUUGGAUACUACUUCAUGAACGCUCUUCUGAUAACUCUGCAGCUGCUCAGUGUCUUCUGGUCCUGCCUAAUUAUUCGUAUGGUCUACAAGUUCCUCCUCCAGGGCACGAUGGAAAAGGAUAUGAGAAGUGACACAGAAGAAAGUGACAAGGAUGAAGAGAGAGAAAAGAUUAGAGAAAAAGAGAGGAACGGGAUCAUGCAUUUCAACAACAUCACAAGCAACAAUUGUGUCCAGAGGAACGUGUCCCAGCAGAACAACAGAACUCAUCUCACCAAUGGCCAUGCCAAGGAAAGAUAGCUACUGUUCAACUGCUCUCUGACCUGGUCUUUAACAAGUCCAGUCAAUCGUCUUUAGAAACAGUUUUGCUCAUUGUGUAGAUAAAAAGGAACGCGGCUGCAGUAUUAUAGCUGAAUUCCUGCUUCCUGUAAACAGAAGUGUGUAUAGGCACUGAUAUUUGAAGGAUAUUUUCGGUCUUUCUCCAAUGAAAGUUUUCUAUGGGUUGCAGCCUCAAAGCAGAUAGAAAGGGAUCAAAGUGGUUUGACUUGUAUUAGACAGUACCAUAGUUGUUGUUAAAUGUGUUAAUCUUGAAAAAUACUCAGAAUAGUGGAUAAACUCUGGCAAUGUCAAGUCUUAACUGCCUAAUGUUGUUUGGAAAGAAUUUGUUUAGCCUUGACCAGCCUUUGGCGGUCCUGGCCCAUUGCCACUAAUGAUUAUGGCUAGCAAGUAAGUGUGAGAAUCUAAAUCUUAAUAGAGGGACACCUCUUUUGUGAAGGCAAUUGGCCCACCCAUACUCAUAAAACAAAAACUGAGCAGAGUGGGAUAGAAGCUUUGGAAAGAGGUAGGAGAACACAUUUUCUUCUCAAAAGAAAUGCUGCUCUGUACCGUAUGAUCAGUUUUGAAAUGAUAUGGAUCUCAGUCCCUUCUGUCAUCAGCAUUAUUGCUGCAAAAGUAGGAACUCCAAAGCCCAGAUUUCAGAUAGUUCCCACCUAUAUUACGGUUGGAAGAGAUGGAAAAUCCAGGCAGUUGUGUCUCAACUGUCAGCUAAUCCUUUAAACCUGUCUUUGGAAGGGAACACUGUCAGGAGAAGGGAGGGGACAAGAAAUCACAUAUUCUAGUAGAAAACACUGAUUAAGCGUUCAUGUUUUCACCUACUGUGAUUGGUGCAGUGGGAGAUCUAUAGAGUCGGCUUGUGGUAAGAAAGGAAUGGCUUUACCCCAUCCCCAGAGGAAAAAGGAUCCAGAUAAGACCUGCUGAACCUUGUGGAAUAAUGCUUUAACUUAGUCUUCUGACCCUAGGGUCUUCGCCUAGACUUUUCAAGAAUGGAAAGAUUAAAGCAGUAGUCCAUGAAGUCAUGAUGCAGCUCUGAUUCAGUUCCUUUAAAUGUCCUGUGAGCAUAUCUUAUAUCCUGUGUGUUCCUGGAGGCUGGAUCCUAUAACCCUUUAGAAAAGUUAAAUUAGUAUGACAUGAAUUUAUGUCUUAAACAGAAAUUAAACUAUAAAACCAAAGUAUUAAUGGCUUUACUAUAAUGACAGCAGGGACUUAGACUGCCACGGCCAUGUAGACACUUUCCUGUAUGUGCCCGGUAAGGGCCAACGAUAACAGAGGAACAUGGACCAAGGAAAUACCUGAUUCAAGGAGGUGGGCACAUUCUUAAAAUUAAGAGACAAAUGACAGUCUAAAAGGACAAGAGGCGUGUGGUGGGGUUUCAGCAGUAUACUGAGUUCACCUGAAUUGUGACUGGGAGAGAUCUUUGACCUGAGUCUGUCUGUGCUCGUCUUAGGUUUCAAUCAAAAUACACUGGAUGAUUGCAGAGGGAAAAGUGGUUCCAGCACAGGUGAUUCCAGAGCAGUAACAUUCUGUGGGAACACAGCAUCUGUUCCUGCAUCAUGGUUUAAAUUCAUCUUUGCUUGAAAUAGUUUGUCUCUGAAACCUUGAGCUAAUUUGAAGUUCAAAGUAAGUGUUCUGUAUACUGUUAUGUUUCUUUAGUCUGAGUGUACAAUCUUGCCACUCCUCUGCAGGUGACAAGUGUUUGGGAGAGACAGUUGUAUAUCAUUUUGUACUACUGGAUGUAACAGUUCUUUAUAAAUUACUUUUGAAAGGUUUAA